CCAGCUGGGAGCGCCAAGCUGGCAGUGUGCGCUUCGCUGUAGCUGCUGGUGCUGCUAGUGGAUCACUGUGGCCAGGCCAUAGCUCGAGAAACGGAAAAACGCAGCGCUUUUAGCCUCAGAAACCAGCUUUUGGCUCGGAGAGCAUCUGCUCGGAGAGCAGGAGAGCAGCAAAAGGCUGCAAAAAAUCACCAAAACGAUCACCCUCACGCGACGCGCGAGCGUGCUCGCGCUCUGCGCCGUCCGGAGCACGUCGCUGAUGGCGCCGAAGAAGCGCCCGCCGCGCGCCGCGCCGCCGAGUGCGAAGCGGGCCAAGGCCACGACGCCCGUCGUCACCAUGCCACCCGGCUUCAAAGACGAGUGGCGCCUCAUCAAGGAACUACGCAAGGACCGGACCGCCGUCGUCGACACGAUGGGCUGCGAGCGACUCGCCGAUCCGCACGCGUCGGAGAAGGAUCGUAGGUACCACGUCCUCGUCUCUUUGAUGCUGUCCUCCCAGACGAAGGACACCGUGAACGCGGCGGUCAUGGGCGCCCUCAAAGCUCGGGGCUUAUCCGUGAAACGAAUCCUGGACGAGACCAGUGAGGACGAGUUCCACGAAUUGAUCAAGCCCGUCGGCUUCCACAACGUCAAGACGAAGAACAUCCGGAAGGCGACGCAGAUCCUGAGAGAUCAGUACGAUGAAGAGGUGCCGUCGACCAUGGAGGCUUUAUUAGCUCUCCCGGGCGUCGGCCCGAAGAUGGCGUUGCUGGUCCUGAAAUGCGCGUUUGACAUCACAGCAGGGAUCUCAGUGGACACGCACGUGCAUAGAAUUUCAAACCAGCUGGGCUGGACGGGCGGGACCCUGUGUGGAAAUCAAAAUGUCACGGCGCCCGCUCGAAGAUUUCUACACAGGCGGCGCUCCAACGUUGGACAAGGCUGCGUUCCCCUGCAAAGACCCCGAGAAGACGCGGAAAGCUCUGGAGCAGUGGGUGCCGCGCGACGACUGGGGCGACGUGAACUGGCUGCUCGUGGGGCUGGGCCAGGAGGUCCAGACGGAGAAGCCGAAGUUGCUACGGAAGGCGCUGGACUCGUCGGAUCCGGCGUAUGCGGUCGCGUUCCUCGGGCGAAUCGGUAUGGACACUGCCAAGGUCGCGAAGGCCGAGGGGCUGGAGCUCGUAACAUGACUAGUAUCUCUUAA
Pelagomonas calceolata is the source of this 1177-nucleotide messenger RNA. The record is from the annotation of a GenBank genome assembly. NCBI's taxonomy places the organism in Eukaryota, Pelagophyceae, Pelagomonadales, Pelagomonadaceae.